AUGGCGUAUGAUCACUAUGUGGCCGUUUGUUACCCACUGAGGUACACAGUCAUCAUAGACUCUCGACUCUGUGGCCUGCUGAUUGUAUUCUCUUUCUUCACUAGCACCUUGAACGCCCUGCUCCAUAGCCUGAUGUUGUUGCGACUGUCCUUCUACACAGACCUGGAAAUCCCCCAUUUCUUCUGUGAACUUGCUCAGGCUCUCAGACUUGCCCAUUCCAAUACCCUCAUCAAUAACAUCAUGCUAUAUUUUAUGUCUCGCAUAUUUGCUGGUAUUCCUCUCUCUGGGAUCAUUUACUCUUAUGCGCAAAUUAUCUCCUCCAUUCUGAGAAUGCCAUCAGCUGGCGGAAAGUAUAAAGCUUUUUCCACCUGUGGCUCUCACCUCUCAGUUGUUUUCUUGUUCUAUGGGACAGGCUUUGGGGUGUACAUUAGCUCUGCAUUUACACACUCUUCCAGGAAGACAGCAGUAGCUGCAGUCAUGUAUGCUGUGGUCCCUCAAAUGAUGACUCCUUUUAUCUAUAGCCUGAGGAACAGGCACAUGAAGUGUUUGCCUCUGGAAGACCUCCUGCUGCAGGAGAUGACACCCUAA
Messenger RNA from Loxodonta africana (African savanna elephant), 588 nucleotides. Its product is annotated as olfactory receptor 7G2-like. Gene Ontology annotation, cellular component: plasma membrane. The coding region runs from base 1 to 588 and encodes 195 amino acids. NCBI's taxonomy places the organism in Eukaryota, Metazoa, Chordata, Mammalia, Proboscidea, Elephantidae. Gene Ontology annotation, molecular function: olfactory receptor activity. The transcript is spliced from 2 exons. Gene Ontology annotation, biological process: G protein-coupled receptor signaling pathway. The record is from RefSeq and is a predicted model, not a curated record.